AUGAGGCUGCUCCUGACCCUAGCAGGACUCCUGGCCAUGGCAGCCAUGCUCCAGUUCUGUGAUGGCGUCACUCCAGCCGUGCUGGGAAAGGUAGAGACCCCAGUGGUGCUGAGCUGCAUGGAGGAGGCCAAGUGGCUGGUGGACAAGGCCUACAAGGAGCGGCGGGAGAGCAUCAAGCAGCGGCUCCGCAGCGGCUCGGCCAGCCCCAUGGACCUGUUGUCCUACUUCAAGCAGCCAGUCGCGGCCACCAGGACAGCCGCGAGGGCCGCUGACUAUCUGCAUGUGGCCUUGGAGCUGUUGGAGAGGAAGCUGCGAACCCUGCAACCCCAGCCCUUCAAUGUCACUGAUGUUCUGACUCCCCUUCAGCUGAGGCUGCUGUCCAUGUCAAGCGGCUGCGCCUACCAGGACGUGGGGAUGAUGUGCCCGGAGAAUGACAAGUACCGCACCAUCACCGGGCACUGUAAUAACAGACGCAGCCCCACCCUGGGGGCCUCCAAUCGGGCCUUUGCUCGCUGGCUGCCAGCGGAGUACGAGGAUGGCGUCUCGCUGCCCUUCGGCUGGACGCCCGGAGCCAAGCGCGGCGGCUUCCCGGUGCCGCUGGCCCGUGCUGUCUCCAACGCCAUUGUGCGCUUCCCCAACGAGCAGCUGACAGGGGACAGGGAGCGCUCGCUUAUGUUCAUGCAGUGGGGCCAGUUCAUCGACCAUGACCUGGACUUCACACCCGAGCCGGCCGCGCGGGUCUCCUUUACCACUGGCCUAAACUGCGAGACCAGCUGCCUGCAGCAGGCGCCCUGCUUUCCCCUCAAGAUCCCACCCAACGACCCCCGCAUCAAGAACCAGCGCGACUGCAUCCCUUUCUUCCGCUCAUGCCCCGCCUGCCCUGGAAACCACAUCACCAUUCGCAAUCAGCUGAAUGCACUCACCUCCUUCGUGGACGCCAGCAUGGUGUACGGCAGUGAGGUGGCCCUGGCGCAGCGGCUCCGCAACCAGACCAACCACCUGGGGCUGCUGGCCGUCAACCAUCGCUUCAGCGACCACGGCCGGGCCCUGCUGCCCUUCGACAACCUGCACGACGACCCCUGCCUCCUCACCAACCGCUCGGCGCGCAUCCCCUGUUUCCUGGCAGGGGACACCCGCUCCAGUGAGAUGCCUGAGCUCACUGCCAUGCACACCCUCUUCGUGCGGGAGCAUAACCGCUUGGCCUCCCAGCUCAAGCGCCUGAACCCCUGCUGGGAUGGAGAGAAGCUCUACCAGGAAGCCCGGAAAAUCGUGGGGGCCAUGGUCCAGAUCAUCACUUACCGGGACUACCUGCCCCUGGUGCUUGGGCCGGGAGCCAUGAGGAAGUACAUGCCCAGGUAUCGCGGCUACAAUGAUUCGGUGGACCCACGUAUCGCCAACGUCUUCACCAAUGCCUUCCGCUAUGGCCACACCCUGAUCCAGCCCUUCACAUUCCGCCUGGACCACCGGUACCAGCCCACAGGGCCCAGCUCCCGUGUGCCCCUCAGUACGGUGUUUUUUGCCACCUGGAGGGUAGUGCUGGAAGGUGGCAUUGACCCCAUCCUGCGGGGCCUCAUGGCCACCCCCGCCAAGCUGAAUCGCCAGAAUCAAAUUGCUGUGGAUGAGAUCCGGGAACAGCUGUUUAAGCAGGUCAUGAGGAUUGGGCUGGACCUGCCUGCUCUGAAUAUGCAGCGGAGCAGGGACCAUGGCCUGCCAGGGUACAAUGCCUGGAGACGCUUCUGUGGGCUACCACAGCCCAGCACAGUGGGUGAGCUGGGCACAGUGCUCAAGAACUUGGAGCUGGCAAGGAAGCUGAUGGCACAGUAUGGCACGCCCAACAACAUUGACAUCUGGAUGGGCGGCGUGGCUGAGCCCCUGCAGCCUGGCGGCCGUGUGGGCCCGCUGCUUGCCUGCCUCAUUGGCACCCAGUUCAGGCAGCUGCGGGAUGGUGACCGGUUCUGGUGGCAGAACCAGGGUGUUUUCAGCGCACAGCAGCGGGCGGCCUUGGCCCAGAUCUCCCUGCCCCGCAUCAUCUGCGACAACACAGGCAUCACCACCGUGUCCGGGAACAACAUCUUCUUGUCCAAAAUAUUCCCCCGGGACUUUGUCAACUGCAGCUCACUCCCUGCGCUGGACCUGGUUUCCUGGAGGGAGAGGGCCUAGAGGCUGGCUCCCUGCUGAUGGAAGUGGGCAGGCAGUGGAAGCGGACCUGAGGAGGAGCUCUGGAGAGGUCUCCAGGCUCUUGGCUUCAGACCAAUCCAGCUCCAGCUGUUGUGG
Molecule: messenger RNA, 2274 nt
Organism: Ochotona princeps (American pika)
Lineage: Eukaryota; Metazoa; Chordata; Mammalia; Lagomorpha; Ochotonidae
Gene: MPO
Product: myeloperoxidase
Exons: 13
Coding region: 1-2160 (719 amino acids)
Biological process (GO): response to oxidative stress
Molecular function (GO): heme binding; peroxidase activity
Source: RefSeq, a predicted model, not a curated record